GCCAUGUUGACGUCGUUGUUACCCCGAAGCGAUUUGUGGAAGGGGCAUAUCAUCAUGGAAAGGACUCGCUGACCCUGGUGAAGCUUACAUUUUAAAGCAGCAGAAAGGCAUCCUGAGACCAUGUUGGCCCGGCUGUUCAGGCUCCACGGCCUACUGGUGGCCUCCCAUCCAUGGGAGGUUAUAGUGGGCACCAUCGCUCUAACCGUCUGCCUCGUGUCUAUGAACAACUUGACAUCCAGCAGCCAGAUAUGCAGAUGGAAUGACUGCCCCAAAGUGGAAGAGGAAAUCCACAGCAGUGACAUAAUCAUCCUAACUAUCACACGCUGCAUGGCCAUCGUUUAUAUCUAUUUCCAGUUGAAGAAUCUGCGACAACUAGGCUCCAAAUAUAUACUGGGCAUUGCAGGGUUGUUCACAGUGUUCUCCAGCUUUAUUUUCAGUACGGUGGUCAUCCACUUCUUUGGGAAAGAGCUGACGGGUCUUAAUGAAGCCUUGCCGUUCUUUCUCCUGCUCAUUGACCUGUCCAAAGCCUGCACAUUGGCCAAAUUUGCCCUCAGCUCAAACUCUCAGGAGGAGGUUAGGGAGAACAUCUCUCAGGGCAUGGCCAUCCUGGGCCCCACCUUCACCCUGGAUGCUCUGGUAGAGUGUCUGGUCAUUGGGAUUGGCACCAUGUCAGGUGUGCCUCAAUUAGAGAUCAUGUGUUGUUUUGGCUGUAUGUCUGUCCUGGCCAAUUACUUUGUCUUCAUGACCUUCUUCCCUGCGUGUGUCUCCCUGGUCUUGGAGCUGUCCAGGGAAAGUCGUGAGGGACGUCCGAUCUGGCAACUGAGCCACUUUGCUUCUGUGCUGGCUGAAGAAGAGGACAACAAGCCCAAUCCUGUGACACAAAGGGUCAAAAUCAUCAUGUCUCUGAGCCUGGCUUUGGUUCAUGCUCAUACUCGGCUAGCAGCUGAGCAUCCAGGUCAGAACAGCUCUCUGGAGGGACCCAUAGCUACCAGACUGGACUCUGGUGACACAUUAUGGCCUCCUAAGCUCAACAGUAUGGACCUGGAGCAGGUGAUAACUCUCGGCCUCGCCCUGCUCCUGGCUGUGAAGUACGUUUUCUUUGAGCAAGCAGAGACAGAGUCUUCCCUGUCCCUCAUGAGUCCAAGUAUCAGCUGUCCUCCGACCCAGAAACCCAGGGUGGCAGAGGACUGCUGCAGGAGGGACUACCCAAACACAAAACCUCAGACGACCAUGAACGGUACCUUAGCAACCAACCCUGCCUUGCCUGCCGUGUCAGACGCUGACACAGCGUUCAGGGAGAAAGAGGCUACUCAGCCGGCUGUGGUCCCAGUGGAGAACGGCCCCUGCGUUUCAUGCUUUGGGGAGUCUCCUGCUCCGACACCUUGUGUUCCUCAAAGCAGCUGUAAUUCAGAGGCCCGGACGCUGGAGGAAUGUAUGAGUAUCCUCUCAGAUCCACAGAAGGGUGCCCGUUUUCUGAGCGAUGAAGAGGUGAUGAACCUGGUGACCUCUCGAAACAUCCUGAACUAUAAACUGGAAUCUGUCCUGGAGACUCCAGAGAGGGGCGUGGCCAUCAGGAGGGAAAUGCUUUCAUCCAAACUGCCUGUUCUCUCUGCUUUGACUUCUCUGCCUUAUAAGGACUACGACUAUUCUAAGGUGAUGGACACCUGCUGUGAGAACGUCAUUGGCUACAUGCCGGUGCCAGUGGGAGUGGCUGGUCCUCUUCUUUUGGACGAGAAGCAGUUUUACAUUCCCAUGGCGACCACAGAGGGCUGUCUGGUGGCCAGCACUAACAGAGGAUGCAGGGCGCUUUCUCUGAGCGGGGGUUGCCGCAGCAGCAUCCUGGCUGACAGUAUGACCCGGGCUCCUGUGGUGAGGCUGCCCUCAGCAUGCCGCGCCGCAGAGGUCAAAUUGUGGCUGGAGACCGCGGAUGGGUUCGCCCUGAUCAAAGAGGCGUUCGACCAGACCAGCAGGUUUGCUCGUCUGGAGAAGCUUCUGGUGAGCUUAGCAGGGAGAAACUUAUACAUUCGCUUCCAGUCUCAGACCGGUGACGCCAUGGGCAUGAACAUGCUCUCAAAGGGGACGGAGCAGGCUCUGCAAAUACUCCAGCUGCAGUAUCCAGAUGUGGAUGUGCUGUCGAUCAGUGGCAACUUUUGCACUGACAAGAAAUCUGCUGCCAUUAACUGGAUCCUGGGUCGGGGAAAGUCUGCUGUGUGUGACGCCACCAUACCAGCCAAGGUGGUCAGGGAGGUGUUGAAAACCAGCACAGCCUCUCUGGUGGAGCUGAACAUCAACAAGAACUUGGUGGGCUCGGCCAUGGCGGGCAGCAUCGGGGGCUUCAAUGCUCAUGCUGCCAACAUCGUAGCUGCCAUCUACAUCGCCUGUGGACAGGACCCGGCUCAGACCGUGGGGAGCUCCAACUGCAUCACCCAGAUGGAGGGGGCCGGCCCGGAGAGGGAGGACCUGUACAUCAGCUGCACCAUGCCCUCCAUAGAGCUGGGCACUGUAGGGGGGGGCACCAACCUGGCCCCCCAGCAGGCCUGCCUCCAGAUGCUCGGUGUCCAGGGGACCAGCUCCAGCCGGCCCGGGGAUAACGCCCGUCAGCUGGCCCGCGUGGUCUGUGCCACGGUCCUGGCCGGGGAGCUGUCUCUGAUGGCCGCUCUCGCUGCUGGACACCUCGUCAAGAGCCACAUGGCCCACAACAGAUCUAAAACAAACCUCUCAGAAACGCCUUCAUCAGCAUCCGAGAAAGCUGUGUGACAAAGAAUUCAGAGAAAGCUGCGUGACAAAGAAUUCAGAGGGUCCCUCUUUAUUCAUAUUGAAGGAGCGCUCCAGCCAACAGAGGGAAGCGUCACGGUGAAAACUGAGAGACAACAUAGAAUUGUCUCCUAAUGACGUGACUCUGAAAGGAGUGGACCUAAAGACUAAAAGAGUGUCGCACCACUGUGUGCAUAAAGACUUUUUCAGGUCCGGUAUUAUGUUGAGGUUAUUUAUUUGUGCCAUGUGUCUGCAACUGAGCAUUGCAGAAGUGUGUGUGUGUGUGUUGUCACUGAUCUUUAAGAAAAUAGUGAAUUAUUGAAUGGCUUUGAAUUGCUGCCCAAUUGAUUGAACGCUUUCUGUGCCUCUUUAGAGUCUUAAGGCCGAAUUCAUUCAUACAAUGACGGAACUUGCACCUUGAUUCUUUUAUUUGAAAUGCAGAAUGUGAGAUCUUCAAACUGCUAUACCAUGUUUUGGUCUUUGCACUAGCCAAAGGUUUGCGUGAGAUGAUGCUAUUACCGCCAUCUGUUAAAUGCCAACUUUUCCCCUGAAUGUAUGUGUUACUAAAGCAGUGUUCUCUUGCACAACCCUUACGGAUUCAGGCUGCUGCUGCUGCUGUGUAUUCUGUGGAAUGAAAAUGGCUGCUAGUUCCAGAGAGGAAAAAGCUAACAUGGUUUUUCGUGAAAGUGGAAAAAUGAUACAGGCAUUGUUUCUUUGUGUUCAGACGAAAAGGAUGACUGGAAAGAUUAAAGCCAUAUUAACUAAUAUAAUGGUACACUAUUACGUACAGAAGGUUAUACUGACAGUGACUGCAGCUCCUUGUUUUGUCCUGUUUGGAAAGCAAGUGCAAAUGUGGCCUUACAGUUUGUCUCUGAGAAGCCAUGGCAUGUUCUAGAUAGAAUAUUCUAAGCUAUUAAUUUUUUGUAUUUAAUAAAAAAUGAUUUACAUCAA
Trematomus bernacchii (emerald rockcod) is the source of this 3705-nucleotide messenger RNA. RefSeq names its product 3-hydroxy-3-methylglutaryl-coenzyme A reductase-like. Gene Ontology annotation, molecular function: hydroxymethylglutaryl-CoA reductase (NADPH) activity; NADP binding; protein binding. The record is from RefSeq and is a predicted model, not a curated record. Gene Ontology annotation, cellular component: peroxisomal membrane; endoplasmic reticulum membrane. Gene Ontology annotation, biological process: isoprenoid biosynthetic process; sterol biosynthetic process; coenzyme A metabolic process. The coding region runs from base 121 to 2757 and encodes 878 amino acids. The transcript is spliced from 20 exons. NCBI's taxonomy places the organism in Eukaryota, Metazoa, Chordata, Actinopteri, Perciformes, Nototheniidae.